Messenger RNA from Periophthalmus magnuspinnatus, 1374 nucleotides. It is a transcript of the gene aldocb, whose product is annotated as aldolase C, fructose-bisphosphate, b. Gene Ontology annotation, cellular component: cytosol. NCBI's taxonomy places the organism in Eukaryota, Metazoa, Chordata, Actinopteri, Gobiiformes, Gobiidae. Gene Ontology annotation, molecular function: fructose-bisphosphate aldolase activity. Gene Ontology annotation, biological process: fructose 1,6-bisphosphate metabolic process; glycolytic process. The transcript is spliced from 9 exons. The record is from RefSeq and is a predicted model, not a curated record. The coding region runs from base 126 to 1229 and encodes 367 amino acids.
GCUCCGCCCCCGGGGUUUUGUAUAGGGUCACGUUGCGCUGCAGCAGGGAAACAGGGGACUCCUGCAUCUCAACCGCACCGCUCAUACACCUGCAUACUCUGCUCCGUCACCAACCCGCAGCCACCAUGACUCACCAGUAUCCAGCACUGACUCCUGAACAGAAGAGGGAGCUGCAGGACAUUGCCCAGAGAAUAGUAGCACCUGGGAAGGGCAUCCUUGCAGCUGAUGAAUCCACUGGCAGCAUGGCGAAGCGUCUCAACCCUAUCGGUGUUGAUAACACGGAGGAGAACAGGCGCCGCUACCGUCAGCUGCUGUUCACUGCUGACCAGCGUAUUGACAAAUGCAUUGGAGGAGUCAUCUUUUUCCAUGAGACCCUGUACCAGAACACAGAUGAUGGCAUUCCAUUUGCCAAGCUGAUCAAAGACCGUGGCAUUGUUGUUGGGAUUAAGGUAGACAAAGGUGUUGUGCCGUUGGCUGGAACAAAUGGAGAGACCACCACUCAAGGUCUGGAUGGACUGUCUGAGCGCUGUGCCCAGUACAAGAAGGAUGGGGCGGACUUUGCCAAGUGGCGCUGUGUGUUGAAAAUCUCCGAUACAACACCAUCUGAACUGGCCAUCUAUGAAAAUGCCAAUGUGCUGGCAAGAUAUGCUAGCAUCUGCCAGCAGAAUGGUAUUGUUCCUAUUGUGGAGCCAGAGAUCCUUCCUGAUGGGGACCAUGACUUGAAGCGUUGCCAGUAUUCAACUGAGCAGGGUAGGGCAACUGUUCUUGCUGCCUGUUACAAAGCUCUGUCUGACCACCAUGUGUACCUGGAGGGGACCCUACUCAAGCCCAACAUGGUAACUGCUGGACAUUCCUGCCCCACCAAAUACUCCAGUGAGGAGAUUGCCAUGGCAACAGUUACUGCCCUUCGUCGCUCUGUGCCCCCUGCUGUCACAGGAGUGACUUUCUUGUCUGGUGGGCAAUCUGAGGAGGAGGCCAGUAUGAACCUAAAUGCCAUUAACGUCUGCCCCUACAUCAAACCAUGGGCUCUGACCUUCUCCUACGGCCGUGCCCUUCAGGCCUCUGCCCUGAAUGCAUGGAGAGGAGAGCAGAGCCAAGAAAAGGCAGCCACCGAAGAGUUCAUCAAACGUGCUGAGGCUAAUGGCUUGGCGGCUCUUGGAAAAUAUGAAUCUUCUGGAACUUGCGGUGCAGCUGGAAAGUCUCUCUAUGUAGCAAACCAUGCCUAUUAAACAUCAAUCUACCACAUUCAUUGUGGCCUACCAAUAGUCUUAUACUGUAUUCACUGUAUUCAGCUUUCCCCUCACUCCUCCAUCAAUUACAGGCCUGCGCUGUCUACUGUACUUUAGAGUUGUAAGAUUAAAGUUAUUAGAUGUA